CACACACUCACAUAAGAAGAAAAAAAAAAUCUACCCUUUCCCUCAUUCUUACUCCCUCCCUCCCAUAACUCUCUGUUCCCACCUUUCCUUUUUAUUUUAUUUUUCCUUCUUCCUUUCCCAAAUCAUCAAAUUACAUCACCAAAUCAAGCAUCCUUAAGAAAACUCUUCAUCUAAGCAAAGCUAUAGCCAGAUCCUACAGGUUAAUUUGGGUUUGAUUUUGGAGAUUGGGGCUAGGGUUCUAAGAAAAGAAUAGUACCCGCUUUUGGUAAUUACUCAUUGAGGUUCUUUGAGAUAUGACGCCGGGCGCUUCACAUGCUUCCUUCGGAGUGGUUAGAGAGCAAACUUAGUUGAUUCAUCAUAACUAUUCAAAGUCAAUUGUGUAAAAAGCUUCUAGCAGGGUUAAGGAUCUAUCAAUGUCACUCUUUUGAUAGGGAAAAAAAAAAAAAACCACUCAAAUUGCAUCAUAAGACAACGAUAAGAGAAAGGGCAAAAUCAUGUUUGCUCGAAGAAUUGUCGCUGCUGUUGCUGCUGCAUCUCCUCGAUCAAAAAGGAUCUUCAGCACAUCUUCAUCUUAUUCUGUUACCCAUGACUAUCAAACUUCAAUCCAAGAACUCAAUAAGGAAAUGGAAUCUGUAUUUGGGGACUUUCCGCCAGAUGGACUACCUAGCUCUGUAAGCAAUAGUCCUGCGAAUGAUGAAUCUCAUUUGUCAUCUCGAAACAUAGGUGAAAGCUCUUUUGAAUUGACUCAUACUGGAAAUUCAGGGGAAGCUCAAAUGGUAGAUGUGUCUCCGAAAGAAAGUAGCAAGAGAACUGCCACUGCUGUUUGCAAAGUAAAUCUUGGAAAGAAGGUGUUUGAUUUGGUAUUAGCCAAUCAAAUGGAAAAAGGAGACGUACUUACGGUGGCGAAAAUUGCUGGCAUAAUGGCAGCAAAGCAAACUAGUAACCUGAUUCCAUUGUGCCAUAACAUAGGCCUUACACACGUUCAAGUGGAUUUGAGAUUGAAUCAUGAGGACUUCAGUGUAACAAUAGAAGGGGAAGCUGCUUCAAUGGGAAAAACCGGGGUUGAGAUGGAAGCAAUGACAGCAGUGUCUAUUGCUGGUUUAACAGUGUAUGAUAUGUGCAAAGCUGCUUCAAAAGGUAUAUCAAUUACAGAUAUUAGACUUAAGCAUAAAUCUGGUGGAAAAAGUGGGGAUUACUCCUGGGGACAAUAAUGGUUUUGAAUCAUUACUUCAAAUUUCUUAGAACAAACUGAGAAUCCUAUUCCUCCUCUUAUAGUAGUCUUUAAACAUGGGUGCAUCAAUAUUUGGGCUAGCUUUGAUGAAGCAUAUUUUGAUAGCUGACAUUUUACUUGUCCUACAAUACUUUGUUAAAUUAAUUUUAGGUAAAUUAUGGUUGCAUUUUGAUUGUCUCAUAUUACAUUGCCACCUAGUUUUAACUCAGCUUUUUACCUUCAGAAGAA
Messenger RNA from Medicago truncatula (barrel medic), 1459 nucleotides. RefSeq names its product cyclic pyranopterin monophosphate synthase, mitochondrial. The coding region runs from base 495 to 1211 and encodes 238 amino acids. Lineage: Eukaryota; Viridiplantae; Streptophyta; Magnoliopsida; Fabales; Fabaceae. The record is from RefSeq and is a predicted model, not a curated record. Gene Ontology annotation, biological process: Mo-molybdopterin cofactor biosynthetic process. The transcript has 5 exons.